UAUUCCCUAUAUAUUGUAUAUAUAAAGGAUAAAGCAAUAAAUAGAAGAAAGAGAGGGAUAGAGCUUGAGAACCCCUAGAAAUGGCUGAAGAACGUCAAGGUCAGAGCAACGGUGGAGGAAACGUUAUUCCUACUCCUGAAGAAGUUGCUACUUUCCUGCACAAAACUGUUGAAGAAGGUGGAUGGGAGAAAUGUUGGGAAGAAGAGAUAACACCAUGGGACCAAGGAAGAGCCACACCUCUCAUCGUUCAUCUUGUCGACACUUGCUCACUCCCUCUUGGCCGUGCUCUUGUCCCCGGCUGCGGUGGUGGACACGACGUCGUUGCCAUGGCAAGUCCUGAACGUUACGUUGUUGGAUUGGAUAUUUCCGAAAGCGCCCUCACGAAAGCUAAUGAGACUUACAGCUCCUCACCAAAGGCAAACUACUUUUCAUUCGUGAAGGAAGAUGUUUUCACUUGGCGUCCUAACGAAUUAUUCAACCUCAUCUUCGAUUAUGUGUUCUUCUGUGCCAUUGAACCGGAGAUGAGAUCUGCAUGGGCUAAAUCUAUGCAUGAACUCUUAAAACCUGGCGGCGAACUCAUAACCCUCAUGUAUCCGAUUACCGACCACGUUGGUGGACCUCCCUACAAAGUGGAUGUCUCUACCUACGAGGAUGUGUUGGUUCCCGUAGGAUUUAAAGCAGUGUCUAUCGAGGAGAAUCCAAAUGCCAUUCCUACUCGGCAAAGAGAAGCUCGGGAGGUGGAAGAAGAUCAAUUGAUCUGUAAGAAAGAGAACUUACGGUUUAGUAAGAGUAUUAUAUGUGUAAUCUCUAUUAAAGAAUAAUGGUUAUCUUCUAUUAUAUAUUUACUAGCUUUAUGUAUGUUUAAAUAUUGAUGAUUGUUAUAGUAGUAGCAGUACUAAUGUUCAUAUGAUUAAUCUC
This is a messenger RNA of Capsella rubella, 918 nucleotides long. RefSeq names its product thiocyanate methyltransferase 1. Bases 81 to 821 code for a protein of 246 amino acids. The record is from RefSeq and is a predicted model, not a curated record. NCBI's taxonomy places the organism in Eukaryota, Viridiplantae, Streptophyta, Magnoliopsida, Brassicales, Brassicaceae. Gene Ontology annotation, molecular function: S-adenosylmethionine-dependent methyltransferase activity. The transcript has 8 exons.